AUGGCGACGACAACGGAUACCACGAGUUCCCUGUCAGACGCUGUCACAACUGAGAGUUCGACUACUACCGACAGCUUCACCACCAGCUCCACCUCAACUGACAGUACAACCCCCACUACCUCCAGCACAACGACAACGACCACUUUCAGUGACACUACAUCGUCGACCACCUCUGAUUUCACAACCACCACCUCGAGUACUUUUAUACCCACCAGUUCCACCACCACAAGUUCUAUUCCAUCCACUACUGCUUUUACAACCUCCUCCACGUCUACGUCUAGUUCAGCCACUGCUUCCGACAGCACCACCCCUUCAAGUAUCCCUCCCUCUACCUCUUCUGCGACCCCUUCCACUCCCUCUGGCUCUUCGAUCCCCGCUGAAUCCUCCCCUUCAACCAUAGCUACCACUAUCACUACCACCCCCCCUUCCCCUACGCCUUCGACGACUAGCCCUUCGCCUUCAACCACUACCACUACCCCUUCUCCGACCACGUCUCUAUCUAUCAGCUCCACUAGUGAGUAUAUAUCUACAGAGUCUUCGUCUGUCUUAUCGGCAUCAACCGUAGUCUAUUCUAGCACACAAUCUGUUUCGAGUUCGUCCCUAAUCGCGAGUUCUCCCUCAGCCACUACGUUCAUCCCUACCACGUCCUCAUCCACAUCCUUCCAGUCGAGUACAAUUUCAGUAACGAGUUCAGCUUCCCCAGCAGUCACCACGACCACCGAAUCUACUUCUUCCACAGAAUCCUCACCCACCUCAUCCGAAGAGAGUACCACCAGCACGAGCGAGGAACCUGUGGUUGUCACGACGACCAGCUCUUCAGUAUCCUUUUCUACCAGCACGUCCUAUGUCACAGCAGUCCUUCCGGCCACAUCGAACGGCGUACCGGGGUAUACCACGGUCACGUCUGUCGUAGUUGCAACAACCCCCGCCACGACAGUCGUUGAUGCCGGAACUUACACUAGCACGCCUAGUAGUACUCCUUCUGUCGCUGCAUCAUCUAGCGACGAUGGCGGUGGUGGCGGAGGAUUGUCAACGGGGGCCAAGGCUGGCAUUGGGGCCGGUGUCGGCGUCCUUGUUCUAGCCGCCGCCAUCUUUGGUGGUUGGUAUAGCUGGUAUAUGCGACGACGGAGAAAGCGAGACUCAAUUUCCCCUAGUGAUCGAUAUUCUGCAAGUCCUAUGCCGAGCAUGACGGGUCCUGGCGGCCCUGUGGCAGGCGGACCGGCAGGAAUGGGUGCAAUGGCUGCCAUAGCAGGAUACUCUUCUAACCGCUCCGACACACGGUCUGAUCCUCCCCUUCCUCCCCUACCGUCUCCUCCACCUCGAUCUCCGGACCGGCUUCUUCCAGCCACAGCAGCAAUCCGGUCUUGGAGCUCCGGUUCACCGCCUACACAUCAGGGCUCAACCAACAUGUCUGUCUCAGACCAAAGCGAGUACUCUCAGGGAAGUCAAGUCCAGCCACCAACUCAAUAUCAGCAGCCACCACCUGUCGGCGCCGCUACUGCUGGCUACGUUCCCAACAUCAACGAAUUGCCCGAUGAGCAGCGCAACAUCCACCAACUCCCCGACGACCAAGUUCAGCGUCAAGCGGGUCACCAGCGGGCUUUCUCUGGUGGCUCAGCAGGCGCCAUGGGAUACCAGCAGCCCUCAAUGGGCUCUGACGGAUACUGGUCUGGCCAACAGUCGACCCAAGAGUCACAUGAAUUGCCCGGCCAAAGCACCAUGCCUGCGCCACUACCGCAGCACGGAGGCAGUGGAUAUCGUGGCGUUGAUCCAGAAGUCCCGCUGCAUCAGCGCGUGGAGAGGGUACCGAUUCGUCCAGGACAUUUCCCACCUUCGCAUAAUUUCUGA
Molecule: messenger RNA, 1848 nt
Organism: Rhinocladiella mackenziei CBS 650.93
Lineage: Eukaryota; Fungi; Ascomycota; Eurotiomycetes; Chaetothyriales; Herpotrichiellaceae
Exons: 2
Coding region: 1-1848 (615 amino acids)
Source: RefSeq, a predicted model, not a curated record